AUGAAUCGGAGCAUAAUUGAAGGGAUCAAGACCCGAUUGGGAAGGCAUGAAAGCAAUUGGCUCGAAGAGUUGCCAAACGUUCUAUGGGCUAUAAGAACAACAGAAAAAACAAGCCACAAAAGAAUACCUUACAGCUUGGUGUUCGGGUCGGAAGCUGUGAUUCCAGCUGAAAUAGGAGUUGUGACUCAAAGAACACUCAACAUGGAUCCUGAAGCAAACAACAAAGAGACCAUGUUGAACUUGAAACUCCUCGAGGAAACACGAGACCAAGCUGCAAUUCAAGAAGCCAAGUACAAGCAAAAGAUGGAAGCUUAUUACAAAAAAGAGUCAAGCAUGAACGCUUCAAGCCAGGAGACCUUGUACUUAGAAACAAUGAGGCUAGUAAAAAAGAGAACCAAGGAAAACUUGGCCCAAAGUGGGAAGGUCCAUAUACGAUACUUGAAGCACAUAAGGGUGGAUCCUAUAAACUAG
This is a messenger RNA of Helianthus annuus (common sunflower), 471 nucleotides long. RefSeq lists its product as uncharacterized. Bases 1 to 471 code for a protein of 156 amino acids. The transcript has a single exon. Lineage: Eukaryota; Viridiplantae; Streptophyta; Magnoliopsida; Asterales; Asteraceae. Gene Ontology annotation, molecular function: nucleic acid binding. The record is from RefSeq and is a predicted model, not a curated record.